CAAAAUCUGCAACUCACUCUCUUUCUCACCAACACAAGUGAGAGCCUCAAAAGCAAAAUGCAGAGCCUUCACCAAUCCACCGGCCUGUUCAACCCGUCGACGGCGACGGAGAAGCCGUUCCUCAACGGCACCGGCGCCGGCAUUGCCUCCCUCGCCACGAGGCCGUCGCCCACCAAGUUCUCCAAAGUCGUCAAGGGAACCAACCCGGUCAACCCGGGUCGGGUCCGGCAAUCCGGGGCGGCCGUGAAGGCGAUCCUCGGCGGGCUGGCGGCGCUCAACCCGCUCGCCGCCGUGAAGGUGAAGGCCGUCGUCACCGUGAAGCAGACCGUCGGCGGGUUUCUGGCAGACACCGUGCUGGUGCCCAACACCGUUGCUGACUUGCUGGGGACUUCCAUGAUCUUGGAGCUCAUUCCCGCCGAGCUUGAUCCCAAGACGGGAAAGCCGAAGCCGACGGUGAGCUCGUUGGCUAGCUUCGCCGGGAUAAAUGGCACGGAGAUCAAGUACCAAGCAUCGUUCGGCUUGUCGGCCGAUUUCGGUACGGUCGGAGCGGUUCGAAUUGACAAUUUGCACAUCAGGGAGAUGUUCCUCAAGGACAUCGUCCUUGAAGGCUUCGCCACCGGCUCCGUCAACAUCGAGUGCGAGUCCUGGGUUCCGGCCAAGAUCUCCGGCAAGCCCAAAAGGGUCUUCUUCACUACCAAGUCGUACUUGCCAUCUGAUACGCCAACGGGGUUGAAGAAGUUGCGAACUGAUGAGCUUGUGGUUCUGCGAGGGAGUGGCCAAGGUGAGCGCAAGAAAGGCGACAGGAUAUACGACUACGACGUCUACAAUGAUCUCGGCAACGCAAGACCUGUAUUGGGUGGUAAAGAGAACCCUUACCCCAGGCGAUGCAGAACAGGACGACCACGAUCAUCCAAAAGUAAUCCAGAAGACGAAACGAGGGCGCUUUACUUUUAUGUGCCUCGUGAUGAGGAGUUCUCAGAGAUUAAGACUGCGCAGUUUGGGGUGAAGACGUUGUACUCAGCUUUGCACGCCUUGGUGCCAACUCUGGAGACCAUACUCAUCGACCCUAAGCUUGGGUUCCCACACUUCACAGCCGUGAACAACUUGUUCGACCAAGGGCUCAACUUGCCUCCCUAUUCGCAGACAAAUCUUGUAUCUUUCCUGCCGACGCUCAUCAGGAACUCAGCUGAAGCUAGCAAUGAUGUGUUGCAGUUUGAGGUCCCUCCAACGAUGGACAUCAAUUGUAAAUGUAUAACUGAAAAGAUUUUGUAUGUAACUCCAGGAAACAGCUUUUUCUGGUUCACUGAUGAGGAAUUUGCUAGGCAGACACUUGCUGGUGUCAACCCAUGCACCAUACAGUUGAUCAAGGAGUGGCCUAUUAUGGGUACCCUGGACCCUGCCGUCUAUGGACCUCAAGAGUCUGGAAUCACUAAAGAACUCAUUGAGAAAGAAAUCAGAGGCUAUACAACACUGGAUGAUGCCAUCCAACAAAAGAAGCUAUUCAUGCUCGACUACCAUGAUGUCUUGCUGCCAUUUGUGGGCAAAACCAGAGAGCUCGACAACACGACAUUAUACGGGUCACGAACUGUAUUCUACCUCUGCCCAGCCGGCACAUUGAGGCCUCUAGCAAUCGAACUCACUCGACCACCACUCGACGGAAAGCCACAAUGGAAGAAAGUGUAUGUUCCGAACUAUUCCUCUGCUACAGAUGUCUGGCUGUGGAGGUUCGCCAAAGCUCAUGUCCUGUCCCACGACUCUGCCUAUCAUCAGCUCAUCAGUCACUGGCUGAGAACCCAUUGCUGCACAGAACCCUACAUAAUUGCAGCGAAACGCCAGCUCAGCGCGAUGCACCCAGUCCACCGGCUCUUGCUCCCUCACUUCCGAUACACGAUGGAGAUCAACGCGCUGGCACGACAAGCUCUGAUCAAUGCUGGUGGAGUCAUUGAGUCGAAUUUCGCCCCUCUCAAGUACUGCAUGCAGGCUAGCUCCGCGAUCUAUGGCCAAUCUUGGCGUUUCGAUAAGGAAGGACUUCCUCAUGAUCUGAUUAACCGUGGACUGGCUGUGGAAGACCCAUCAGCACCACAUGGUGUGAAGCUAACAAUUGAAGACUACCCGUACGCCAACGACGGCCUCCUCAUCUGGGACUCCAUCAAGACAUGGGUGACCGACUACGUCAACCAAUACUACCCAGACUCCCAAUCCGUCUCCUCCGACGCCGAGCUCCAAGCAUGGUGGUCCGAAGUCCGCAACCAGGGCCACGAGGACAAGAAAGACGAGCCGUGGUGGCCGACCAUCUCCACCCAACAGGACCUCGUCGAGGUCUGCACCACCAUCAUCUGGGUCGUCUCGGGCCACCACGCAGCGGUAAACUUCGGGCAGUACGCGUUCGGGGGUUACUUCCCGAACCAGCCGACCACCGCCAGGGUGAAAAUGCCCGACGAGGACCCGACGGAGGACGAGUGGAAGCUGUUCAUCGAGAAACCCGAGCUGGCGCUUCUCGCCACCCUGCCGUCCCAGAUUCAGGCAACCACGGUGAUGACUGUGCUGGACGUGCUGUCGGCUCAUGCCCCCGACGAGGAGUACCUCGGAGGGCUGAUCGAGCCUGCGUGGCGCGACGAUCCGAACGUGAAGGCUGCUUUCGAGAAGUUCAAUGGCAGGCAGAAGGAGAUCGAGGGGGAGAUCGACGCGAGGAAUGCGGAUUCGUCGAGGAAGAACAGGAGUGGAGCUGGGGUCUAUCCUUAUGAGUUGCUGAAGCCGUUCUCGGAGAGUGGAGUUACUGGUAAGGGAGUUCCGUAUAGCAUUUCCAUUUAG
Molecule: messenger RNA, 2811 nt
Organism: Linum tenue
Lineage: Eukaryota; Viridiplantae; Streptophyta; Magnoliopsida; Malpighiales; Linaceae
Source: the annotation of a GenBank genome assembly